AUGCUAUCCUUAUUUUUCUUAUUUUCCUUCCUAAUUACCCCAAUUAACUCUCUGAAUAUUCUUGUCUACUCGCCCGCAUUCGCAGCGAGUCACAGUAAUUUUUUGGGGAAAUUGGCGGAUACUUUGACGGAAAGAGGGCAUAAUGUGACAUACCUGAUGCCAGUGAUGGAGAUUGGAAAACGAGAUGAAUGCAUUGGAGUGAAGCUCACGAAGGAUUUGGUUAUUGUGGAGGCCGGUGAAGAAAUGCUUGCCCAAAAGACGUCAGGCACCUCGAGUGAUGAAGUCAUGGAAGUUUUCUGGAAAUCUGAAAUGGAUUCGACUAAUUCUAGAGAUAUGUUCAAAUGGUUCAGUUCGGACAUGAAGAUGGGCUGCAGGAAUUUCCAUUCUCGACGGGAUAUUUUUGAUCAAAUGAAAUCUCGAAACUUUGACGUGGCAAUUCUCGAACCGAUAUCUGUUUGUGGAUUAGGAUUUGUGAAGGCAUUGGGAAUUGAGAAGAUCAUAUUAGCGUCCUCGUGCACAUUUUUCGAUUCAGUGUUGAAUUAUAUCGGGGAGCCAUUGGAUUUCAGUUAUGUUCCAUCGUUAUACAGUGUGACUGGAGAGGUGAUGAGUAUGGCGGAGAGAUAUGAGAAUUGGAUGGUCACUAAGGAAAUCAACAUAGCUAUCGAAGACAUGUACGAUGAUGAGAUGAAGUCUUACCAUGAAUUUCUGGGAGAAGACGUUCCCGAUUGGCGUGAUCUACUUUCAACUGCCUCCAUAUUCUUUGUGAAUUCAAAUCCAUUCCUCGACUUCCCUCGACAAGUCAUUCAGAAAACAGUACCGAUCGGUGGCAUUUCGGUGAAUAUUGAUUGGAUUAGAGAGCAGAAAUUGUCAAGUGAUUGGGUGGAGAUUUUAGAGAAACGAGAGAAAAAUGUAUUGAUUUCAUUUGGCAGUAUGGUCAAGUCGACUCAUAUGCCCAAGAUAUGGAGAAACGGUCUCCUCGAAGCAAUCCAGUCAAUGCCCAAUGUAACUUUCAUCUGGAAAUACGAAUCCGACGACACCUCUUUCGCCAGUCAUCUUCAAAACCUCCAUUUUUCGAAAUGGGUUCCCCAAACGGCCCUUCUGAAUGACGUUCGUCUAAACGCGUUCCUCUCUCACGGAGGUCUCGGAAGUACGAUGGAAUUGGCGUACAGUGGAAAACCGGCUGUCAUGAUUCCAGUGUUCGCAGAUCAAACUAGAAAUGCCAGAAUGUUGGAAAGACAUGGAGGAAUUAUUUAUAUGCAUAAGAACUCUAUGGAGGAUGCGGACAGGAUGAAAAAGGCAUUUGAGGAUAUUUUGUACAAUGAGAAUUAUAAGAAGAACGCGUUGAAGCUGGCGGAUAUUUUGACGAAUCAACCGUAUAGUCCAAAGGAGAAUGUGAUCAAGUAUACGGAGUUUGUCGGGGAGUAA
Caenorhabditis remanei is the source of this 1425-nucleotide messenger RNA. RefSeq lists its product as uncharacterized. Gene Ontology annotation, molecular function: UDP-glycosyltransferase activity. Lineage: Eukaryota; Metazoa; Nematoda; Chromadorea; Rhabditida; Rhabditidae. Bases 1 to 1425 code for a protein of 474 amino acids. The record is from RefSeq and is a predicted model, not a curated record. The transcript has 6 exons.